CUCAAUAUGGGUAUCAAGCAUCUAUUCCAGCUCAUCGAAGAGCACGCCCCGGAUGCCAUCAAAACAGGCGAGAUCAAGAACCAAUUCGGUCGCAAGGUGGCUAUUGAUGCAUCUAUGAGUAUCUACAGCUUUCUUAUCGCCGUACGCUCGGAUGGCCAACAGCUCAUGAACGAGUCUGGCGAAACCACCUCCCACUUGAUGGGCCUCUUCUACCGCACGCUCCGCAUGGUUGACAAUGGCAUAAAACCACUAUAUGUCUUCGAUGGUGCCCCACCCAAGCUCAAGUCGGGCGAGCUGGCCAAGCGCUUUCAACGUAAGAGCGAGGCACACGCUGCAGCUGAAGAGGCAAAGGAAACUGGUACUGCCGAGGACGUGGAGAAGUUCUCUAGGCGGACGGUCAGGGUCACGAGGGAACACAAUGAGGAGUGCAGGAGGCUUUUGAAGCUCAUGGGCAUUCCGUUCAUAGUGGCACCGACAGAAGCAGAAGCUCAAUGUGCGGUGCUGGCAAGGGCUGGAAAAGUGUAUGCUGCUGCCAGCGAGGAUAUGGACACACUCACAUUCGACACACCAAUCUUGUUGAGACAUUUGACCUUCAGCGAACAGCGAAAGGAGCCCAUUCAGGAGGUUCAUCUGGACAAGGUGCUCGAGGGUUUGGCCAUGGAACGUGAACAGUUCAUUGAUCUGUGCAUUCUUCUCGGUUGCGAUUACGUCGACCCUAUCAAAGGCGUUGGCCCAUCCACCGCCUUGAAGCUCAUCCGUGAAUACGGUACACUCGAAAAAGUUGUGGAGCACAUGAAGACUUCUUCCAAGUACACCAUUCCCGACGACUGGCCUUUCGCAGAUGCCCGCCUCCUGUUUCUUGAGCCUGAUGUUCGCGCAGCCGACCACCCUGAUUGCAACUUCAAAUGGGAGGCACCAGACGAGGAAGCCCUCGUCAAGUUCCUGGUCGAAGAGAAGCACUUCAGCGAGGACCGUGUUCGCAGCGGUGCUGCCAAGCUGAAGAAGAACAUGAAGACGGCACAACAAUCGAGGCUGGAAGGGUUCUUCAAGCCAAUCGAGAAGACACCAGAAGAGAAGGCAAACCUCAAACGCAAAGCGGAGGAAAAGGCGCAAGAGAAGAAGAAGAAACAGAAACAGGAUGCCAAAGACAAAAAGGCGGCCAAGGGAAAAGCGAGAGGUGGUGCCUGAACAAAUGAAUUUACGGACACAACGAUUUUUAGUCACCCGACACAACAUCCGUCCUCAUUGCCAGAGGUGGAAAGACGCUUUUACAGCGCCUUCAUUGCAGUCUCGCCGGCGUUUUAUCAAAGUUAUGAUUAUACCCAAGCAAGCCAUGGCUCUUGUAGGCGUUAUGGGAUUAUAGUAUUGCUGUGUUGGUGCAGCAUGACUUGGUGUUCCCGCCACUUGUGCCCAUGCGGUGAGUCUUCAUCAUGGCGCGUACAUGUUCUAUCUACAAAGGUAUCCGGUAUCGAGACCAGCCAGUGUUCAUGGUCUAGCAUGCCCCUGCUACAACACUUAUGUGCUCUUAUGCUAU
Periconia digitata is the source of this 1534-nucleotide messenger RNA. The record is from the annotation of a GenBank genome assembly. Lineage: Eukaryota; Fungi; Ascomycota; Dothideomycetes; Pleosporales; Periconiaceae.